Molecule: messenger RNA, 3086 nt
Organism: Oncorhynchus tshawytscha (Chinook salmon)
Lineage: Eukaryota; Metazoa; Chordata; Actinopteri; Salmoniformes; Salmonidae
Exons: 10
Coding region: 218-2371 (717 amino acids)
Biological process (GO): cytokine-mediated signaling pathway; immunoglobulin mediated immune response
Cellular component (GO): membrane; external side of plasma membrane
Molecular function (GO): cytokine receptor activity; protein binding
Source: RefSeq, a predicted model, not a curated record
CAUUUACUUUUCAGAGAAGGCAGUCAGAUGUUUUUCUCCUCAUUAAAGGGUUUGAAUCCGGUGGCGGAGAGACAAGAAAUUCAUCAUUAAGCACUAAUCCUUCAGUUCAGAGUGAAACGUAACUCAACCGUAGAGCAUUGAGAAGCCGGUGUUUCUGAGACUACAAGAAGGUCCACUAUACAGUAAGAAUGAGAAAAAGGACCAGGAAGAAGUCAUAAUGGUACUAUGGUGUCUCUAUGUCAUCCUGCUCCUCCCCCUACUAACCUGCUCCAGCCAACCACAGUCCUAUCUACAGUGUGUCAAUGACUUCAUCAGUAACAUCACAUGUGUGUUGAACAACACAUGCAUACCCCCAGACAUGCCGUGCACUCUGCAUGGUGAAUACACCGGGUUUAAAAGGCAAUGUGAGAUGAAGUCCUUGGCUGGUUUCAACACAACCUUGAGAGGCGGCAGUCUGGUCUUUGAGGGCAAUCCUUUCUUUUGGGAAGAGGAUAAAAUACACAUUGUUGUACGGUGUGGACAAGCAGAAGAUUAUGUGAUACAGAUUGAACACCUGUAUCAACCAUUUAACCACAUUAAAAUGCAUCCCCCUGGCAAGCUGACCGUCAUCAAUGCCUCAAUCGCCUGGACACCAGGAGCUCCCAUUUCAAGAAAGAUAGUCAACUAUGACUUCCAACUACAGUGGAAACAGGAACUACAUCACUGGGAGGAUGCUGUGGAGGUGAACAUAUCAAACAAACAGACAUAUUUUGACCUGGACCCUGAGAUGCUGGAGAGAGGAAGGAGGUACCAGGUCAGAGUCCGGGUUCGAGCCGACCCAGACGAUUACCCAGACUGUCAGUGGAGCGACUGGAGCCCCAGUGCAUCAUGGGUCUCCACUCUGGGCCAGAUGAAGCCAACAGGUAGUCCUGAUGUUCUAGACCAGGACUUUGUGGUGGUCACCGUUGUGGGAGCUGUUGUUGUACUGGUCCUGCUGGUCUCCAUGUUGCUCUGCAAAGGAAAGGUCAAGAAGAUUCUGAAUCCUCCUAUACCAGAUCCCUCCAGGUACUUUGAGGGCCUCAACCUCCAGCACGAUGGAAACUUCAAGGCUUGGCUAGGUCCUUUGUUUGCCUUUGAAGCCGUCGACUCUGCUUUGCACCGUGAAGACAUCUCCCAGGUAGAGAUUACCAACAACAUUGGCACCAUCGCCCCCCUGAGGAGGGAGACCGGUACUGCACUACUACUGAAGAAGAGAUUGGGCAACAGUGGCCGCUCCGGCUUCAGCAACUUCUUAUCUCAAUGCUCCCAGCCUGGAUCCACAUCCACCAAGUUGGAAGCCUGCUCUGUACACUCCCCGUACGGACCAGUAGGUGGCACUACUGAAAUGAUAGAUGAGUGGAAGGAGGAGAACAGAGGAGAUAGGAUGGAUAGUAAUAGAGGUGUAGGGGGGAAGGACGAAGAUAUCAGGGGUGGAGAGAUGGGGGGUGGAGGGAAGGAGAGAGAGAUGUUGGGUGGAGGGAAGGAGAGAGAGAUGUUGGGUGGAGGGAAGGAGAGAGAGAUGGGGGUUGGAGGGAAGGAGGGAGAGAUGUGUGGUGAAGGGAAGGAUAGAGAGAUGUAUGGUGGAAGUAUAUUUGGAGGCAUCAGUGGAGGUAAAGAUAUCGUCCAGGUUUCUUCUUACGAGCGUGUUGAGAAGCUCCAGGCCGAGCGUCGGGCCCUCAUAAGCCCAGAUUCAGGCAUCGGCAGUGGGGCAGAGGAUCAGGAAAGUCAGGAGAGCGUGGAGGAUGCGGUCGGGCCUAUUGCAUCCACCCCCCAUUUUGUCUCUCAGGACUUCCAUCUUGUUCCGCUUCUUCCUCAUAACAAUAACUUUACAUUCUGCUCCACCCCCUUACCCAUUUCCCUGUCCGCUUUCCCCCAGCUUCCCUUCACCCUACCUGGGUUGGAUAGUGUAGGGGGAAAGGGUACGGAGAUGGGGGUUGGAGGAGGUUCUCUCACAAUGUCUUCCUCCUAUGAACGUGUGGAUAAUCUCCAGCUCCAGGCCCAACUCUUGGCCCAUCAGAGCCCAGAUUCAGGCAUUGGCAGUGGGGGAGAGGAUCAGGAAAGCCAGGAGAGUGUGGAGGAUGAGGUCAGGCUAACUGUGACCCCCUGUAACCAUAUCCCUCUUAUUACCACUAACAAUAUAUUUCCAUUCUGUUCCACCCCCUUACCAAUCCCGCUGGAUGUUUUACCCCAACUACCCCUCACCUUCUCUGGGUUUGGGAUGGUUCCAUCCCUGGGACCCAGUACUAGUACCAGUCAUCAAGACAGGCUGUUGGAGAUGUCUCUCCUGUCUUCUUCAAUGGCAAUAGAGCCCUCUAGUGGCGGCUACAUGCCAGUGAAAGAAGCUCAGAACUGAACUAUGAAAACAUUUGACUAGGGAGGGACCAAUGAUUUAUAUAUACACUAGAUGACUGACAGGCUGUUUUGAAACCACCACUCCUCCAUCUGGGCACUCCCCCUCCAUUGUAAAAAAUACUUUGGAAGCUAUAGAAAUGCAUUUACUAAUGUCUACAUUCGUUUUUACCACAUUUAUUCUAUUACAGACACACUUUUUUAAGAACUAAUGUAACUGUCCCCACUACAACAACAACAAAAAAAGACUUACAAAUAUGUAAUUUGGUCGUUGAAACAUUUCAAUGACAUACUGUAGAAUUCCAUCCAUUCCAAUAGAGCUCUACAGUGGAGGUGCCAUAUACCCAUAAAACCUAGCGUUCAAACAGGGAAACGGUUCCAAUUGUUUUUCCACCAUUCAUUUUUCCCUUAAGGGAUUUUAGAAACACUUAAAAUAAGGCCUGUGGCCUCCUGAGUGGCGCAGUGAUCUAAAACUCUGCAUCGCAAGCUGUGUCAGAGCCCGGCCGUGAGCGGGAGCCCCAUAGGGCGACACACAAUUGGCCCAGGGUUUGGCCCAGGGGCUUUCCUAGGCUCAUCGCACUCUAUCGACUCCUUGUGGCGGUGUUAAAGUGUUAAACAAAUCAAAAUAUAUUUUAGAUUCUUCAAAGUUGCCACCUGUUGCCUUGAUGACAGCUUUGCACACUCUCAGUGUUCUCUCAACCAGUUUCACCUGGUUUUCC